AGACAAGGUAUCAAGGAGAGGAGAGAAGGUACAGUGACUAAUUGGAAAUCUAGAGAGAGAGAGAGAGAGAGAGAGAUUCAGAUUGAAUGGAGGAGGAAAAGAGCAACGACAAGAGCGGCGAAGAAGAAAUUCUAGGUUCGAGUUUGACUAUGGAAAAAGUGGCAGCAGCGAAAAAGUACAUCGAGAAUCACUACAAAAAUCAGAUGAAAAGCAUACAGGAGCGGAAAGAGAGGAGGUGGGUACUCGAAAGGAAGUUGGCCUCUUCAGAUGUGCCCAAAGACGAACAGAUAAAUUUGAUCAAAGAUUUGGAAAGGAAAGAAACGGAGUUCAUGAGACUGAGAAGGAACAAGAUAUGUGUAGAUGAUUUUGAGCUUCUUACUAUUAUUGGACGUGGAGCCUUUGGUGAGGUCCGACUAUGCCGGGAGAAAAAAUCUGGAAAUAUUUAUGCCAUGAAGAAGUUGAAGAAAUCUGAAAUGGUCUCAAGAGGACAGGUGGAGCAUGUAAGAGCAGAAAGGAACCUAUUGGCAGAAGUGGGAAGCCAUUGUAUAGUUAAACUGUACUACUCUUUUCAAGAUCCCGAGUAUUUAUAUCUUAUCAUGGAAUAUCUCCCUGGAGGUGACAUGAUGACUCUGUUGAUGAGAGAAGACACAUUGUCUGAAAAUGUGGCUAAAUUUUACAUUGCUCAGAGUGUGCUGGCUAUUGAAUCUAUUCACAAGCAUAAUUAUAUUCACAGGGAUAUUAAACCAGACAAUCUUCUUCUUGAUAAGAACGGUCACAUGAAGCUCUCAGAUUUUGGUCUAUGCAAGCCACUUGACUGUAGGACUUUAUCCACGGUGAAUGAAAACGAAGAAUUGGAUGAUGAAAACAUAAGGGAACCAAUGGACAUUGACGGCCGUUUUCCUGAUGCUGCCAAUGCUAGUAGUUGGAGAAGUCCCCGUGAACAACUUCAGCACUGGCAGAUGAACAGGAGAAAGUUGGCAUUUUCUACUGUUGGUACACCUGAUUAUAUUGCUCCGGAGGUGCUGUUGAAGAAAGGAUAUAGCAUGGAGUGUGACUGGUGGUCACUGGGUGCAAUCAUGUAUGAGAUGCUUGUUGGCUAUCCUCCAUUUUAUGCGGAUGAUCCUAUGACCACUUGUAGGAAGAUUGUUCAUUGGAAAAAUCACCUGAGAUUUCCCGAAGAUACCAAAAUCAGCGCUGAGGCAAAAGAUCUGAUAUGUAGGUUACUCUGUGAUGUAGAGCAUAGACUUGGAACAGGAGGUGCAGCACAGAUAAAGGCCCACCCUUGGUUCGUCGGUGUUGACUGGGAUAAAUUAUAUGAUAUGGAAGCAGCAUUUAAACCGGAGGUCAAUGGGGAGCUGGACACCCGGAAUUUCAUGAAGUUUGAUGAACUGGAUCCUCCAACAUCAUCAAAGGCUGGCUCAGGACCCUCAAGAAAGAUGCACCUUACUCCAGAAGAUUUGAGUUUCGUGGGCUAUACUUACAAGAACUUCGAUGCUAUCAAGGAGGCGCUGCGUAAUAAAUCAGGCACUGCAGAAGACACGAGGAGUACGUCCCCGACAUCAGUUGAUUCAAGAUAUGGUGAAUUCAAGGAGAUGACAGAGGGAAGAGAUGUGCGGAUGAACUCAUCAAUGGAUGACGUAAUGUCUCCAUAGUUGCCUACAUAUACAAGAAUGGAGACAUUGCGAGGCCUGUAUAUUUGUAGGUUCGUCAUCAUUAUCAGUAUUUGUAGGUUUGUCGUUGCAGUUCGGCUACCUAAUGCUCUGCGGUGUGGUUGUACAGUAUUGUUGGGAACCUCAAACCUGUAGGGAUGCUUGUAAUAGAAAAUUUAGGACUUGGUCGGCUGGCUGCCCAGGUUGGUAGGGGGACCUGCUUCCUCUUGUGGCAGCUUCUGGUUUUAGACGACGAUUUAUUGCAUCUCUAUUUAUUCGGACUUUAUCAAUCAUGUUUUCGCAGUGGAUAAUAAACUCAAGGUUUCUUUUCCUUA
This is a messenger RNA of Salvia hispanica, 1984 nucleotides long. RefSeq lists its product as uncharacterized. Gene Ontology annotation, biological process: protein phosphorylation. The record is from RefSeq and is a predicted model, not a curated record. NCBI's taxonomy places the organism in Eukaryota, Viridiplantae, Streptophyta, Magnoliopsida, Lamiales, Lamiaceae. Gene Ontology annotation, molecular function: protein serine/threonine kinase activity; ATP binding.